CAGCUGUUUGUUACUUGGUUGUGUUCACUCACAAAUUUCGUGUAUUUGAUGAUUUCUUUCUGAUUUGUGACUUUUGAAUAUUAAAAAUUGAAGAAUGAAUGUAUGUAAAAAUUUCAAGUUUCUACGAGUUGCACGUGAUUGUAUACGCAACUUUGGCGGACGUGCGGUAUCACCCAGAUCAACAAAUAAUACAUUCACCUUAGAGCCACUGCACCAGCGAGAACUUAUUCGCGUUCAUGGUGCGGAGGUAGUACCAUUUCUGCAGGGUCUCGUCACCAACGAUGUGUCGCGCCUGCAAGAACCGAGUGGACCAUCAUCGAUGUAUGCUCUAUUUCUAAACCGAGGCGGUCGUCUAUUGUACGAUACAAUUAUCUAUCGAACCAAUGAUCCGGAUACAUUUCUGCUAGAAUGCGAUCGAGAUGCAUCGUCGGAUUUUCGACGCCAUUUGCGCACAUAUCGCGUACGAAAACGGAUCGACAUCGACACCAUUGAUGAUGAGUAUGUGCCAUGGGUGCUCUUCAAUGGGAAGGGGCGCGGCAAUAUACGAACUCACAAGGCAAUGGAUUUGUUUAUAGCGCCUGACCCGCGUAUUGGUAUCAUGGGUACACGUGUCUUGGCUCCCGGCGAUAUAAAUGCCACCAAACUAACUAAGGAUUUAUGGUGUCAUCACGAUGUUGUCGCUGUUAAUUCCACGCCCGAAAGUAACUAUAAGUUGCUCCGCUAUAAGCAAGGCAUCGGUGAGGGUGUAGAGGAGUUACCACCCGGCAAGUGUUUUCCGCUGGAAGCCAACGCCGACUAUCUCAAUGGAGUUAGUUUCAACAAGGGCUGUUAUGUGGGCCAGGAGUUAACGGCUCGGGUUCAUCACUCUGGUGUCAUACGUAAACGUUAUAUGCCUAUUCGUUUUACGGCGCCCGUUUCCAACCAUUUUACGGUAAAAUCUGUGGCUGGCGCGAAUCUUGGACGCGUCUUUGGUCAUGCACAUAAUCAUGGCGUUGCUUUGUUGCGUGUCGAGCCGGUGCUGAAUAGCGAACAGCAAUUGAUGCUAGACGGAGAGCGCUGCUAUGUAGAUCGUCCGAGUUGGUGGCCCAAGGAAGCUGUCAACAAGCGUAGCUUUGCUGCAAUGGAAUAAGCAUUGGAGACUUGAAUGGCUUUUACAUCAUUGUUUGCAAUUUUUUCAAUUUGUAUUGUAUAUAAGAGAUAGAUUAGCUAGUUUAUGAAA
This is a messenger RNA of Drosophila arizonae, 1219 nucleotides long. Its product is annotated as iron-sulfur cluster assembly factor IBA57, mitochondrial. Gene Ontology annotation, molecular function: protein binding. Lineage: Eukaryota; Metazoa; Arthropoda; Insecta; Diptera; Drosophilidae. Gene Ontology annotation, biological process: iron-sulfur cluster assembly. The record is from RefSeq and is a predicted model, not a curated record. Gene Ontology annotation, cellular component: mitochondrial matrix.